AUGUGCUUGAGAACUGCGGACGACCUUGUUAAAUGGUCCUAUACCGAUCUGGUGCCCACGAAGCUAGCGGUUGCAGUGCAUCUCCAAUUCAUUCUUGGCGAGUUUCCACUUGGCAUCGAAAAGAUUAUGCUGAUGCAGCGGGUAACACCAAUGGUUCUUAGAAAUGAAAAUUUUGUUAUAGAGUUACAUAAAUUUGAAGGCAAAAAUCUGAAAAGGCUUUUAAUGAACAAGUAUUUGCAAUGGUCAGACCUAUCAAAGCGUAACAUUAUUGUUUUAUACUUAAUAACGUCCAUGGGAUGUACACCAAAGGUUGAAUAUCAAAUUUGGAUUGACUUUGCGUUUUAUACUUUUAAAGUUGGUAAAGAUCACUUAGGAGAAGAAGAAGAAAAUACGGUUGUUGAAUCGGAUACUUAUCGUUCAAAGAGGGCUACAUGGUCUAUGAAUUCAAUGAUGAAUACGUGUCUGGAACAGUGGUGGACUUGUUGA
Molecule: messenger RNA, 486 nt
Organism: Funneliformis caledonium
Lineage: Eukaryota; Fungi; Glomeromycota; Glomeromycetes; Glomerales; Glomeraceae
Source: the annotation of a GenBank genome assembly